AUGCAAACGUCGAAGAUUCAUUAUAUUACCAGCUUGCUUCUGAUAUACAAUUUUGCAAAUGGUAUAUUAACUGCCGCAAUUGAUAACGAAUUGAUAGGAACACCAGUGGUAGAUUGUGAGGAUACGAUGGUAUCGUUAACAUUCCGCACCAGAAAACCAUUUACUGGACGUGUGUAUGUACGAGGAUUAGCUGAUGAUGACCGAUGCUCCAGAAAUUUCGCAUCAAAUAUUGAUCAGAACAAAUUUUCAAUGAUGAUUCAGAAUGGUGACUGUACCAUGCAACGACAGCGAGUUACCGGUUCUUUAGAGGGUAUUAUGUUUUCUCUUACAAUCGUUGUAUCGUUUCACGGGACAUUUGUAACGCGAGCUGAUCGAGCCUAUCGUUGUAUGUGUUUUUUCCGAAAUAUCAAAAGGCUAACAUCCGGUGUAGAUAUGUCAUCAAUUGGCACUACUGAACUAAUGGAUACGGUACAAAUGCCAACUUGCACAUACAGUAUUCAUUCAGGAAGCGCAGAUGGACCACCAGCUGUUUACGGCCAGGUAGGUGAGAAAAUUUACCACGUUUGGGAAUGUGAUGACGACACACAAGGCUUUUUGGUACAUUCAUGCUUUGUUAAUGAUGGGCGAGGAACACGUUUUGAUUUGCUUGAUUUGGAUGGAUGCGCUAUUGAUCCGAUUAUUCAACCUGACGUGCAAUAUGACGAAGACAUGAGAAGAGCAGUGGUUGAAACGUGGGGCUAUAAAUUCAGUGAUACUUCAGUCUUAAAUUAUCAGUGUGUCGUUGAACUAUGUAAGAAAAAUGCUGGUGAAUGUGAAGGUCUUACACCACCAACAUGUAUUAAUAAUAAUCGAUUUCGGCGCAAUAUAAUUGGCAACAAUUCUAAUAUCCUAUUGGAAAAAAACACGCAUGUUACGUCAUCACAUUUACGUAGCAAUCAUCAGAUGGAUUUAAUUGCUACACUUAGCAUGCUUGAUAACAUCGAUGAAAAUGGAGUCACUGAUCCUCGAUCACGGUAUUUAAUGCAAGGAAUCAGUCAGUCUAAUGAUGGGUCAAAAAGUGGAAUGGCAAUAGCAUUGGCAGAAUCACAAAGAAUAUGUCUAACUUAUCCGAUUCUUGCUACACUGCUUUUUGCUACUUCACUUCUACUUACUACUCUAUUAACCAUCCUACUUUUCUUGUACAGGAGAGAUAGGAAAGCACUGAAACAAUGA
Acanthocheilonema viteae is the source of this 1212-nucleotide messenger RNA. NCBI's taxonomy places the organism in Eukaryota, Metazoa, Nematoda, Chromadorea, Rhabditida, Onchocercidae. The record is from the annotation of a GenBank genome assembly.